Messenger RNA from Scaptodrosophila lebanonensis, 276 nucleotides. Its product is annotated as acyl-CoA-binding protein homolog. The transcript has 2 exons. NCBI's taxonomy places the organism in Eukaryota, Metazoa, Arthropoda, Insecta, Diptera, Drosophilidae. The record is from RefSeq and is a predicted model, not a curated record. Bases 1 to 276 code for a protein of 91 amino acids. Gene Ontology annotation, biological process: fatty acid metabolic process. Gene Ontology annotation, molecular function: long-chain fatty acyl-CoA binding.
AUGGUGUCCAUUGAUGUUUGUUGUUUGCAGUUUGAGCAAGCAUCUGAAUUGGCCAAGAACUUCUCCAAGAAGCCCAGCGACUCCGAGUUCCUGGAAUUCUACGGUCUCUUCAAGCAGGCCACGGUUGGUGAUGUGAACAUCGAUAAGCCCGGCGCACUUGAUCUGAAGAAGAAGGCCAUGUGGGAGGCGUGGAACUCGCACAAGGGUCUGUCCACGGAUGCCGCCAAGGAGGCUUACGUCAAGGUCUAUGAGAAGUACGCUCCCAAAUAUGCCUAA